CCCCCUUUCAAUUCAUCGAUGAGUUUGCAAAGAGGAAUGAACUUAUGUAUAAUCUGUCAAAUUCUAUGUCUGCCCUCAAAAUGUUCCUCUAAUAGUUAGUUUUAAAAGAAUUACCUGCAAUUUUGCUAUGGAUAGCCGUACAAUUAAUAUAUGUGGUGUGGGAAUUUGUCAAUUACUACUCUUCUCCGGCUAUUUUGCUUUGUUGGAUCUUCAGAAAACCUUAUUAGCGAGUGCGCACGAUGACAACCCUAAUUUCAACGUUGAUGGAUACACUCUUUCCGGAGUUAUAUACACAUCUUUCUCGCUCAGUGUACUCCUCACUCCCUCAGUUAUUUCAUCCAUUGGUCCCCGAUUGACGAUGUUUAUUGGAGCUCUAUGCUAUUUAGCCCCUCCCGUGGCAAUGUUCCUAGAGAAUAGUUGGUUUCUAUACGUAGCCGUUUCACUUAAGGGCAUUGGUGGAGCUCUAACGUGGACUGCAAGUUCAAAUUAUUUGGUACUGAACUCUACCGAACAAACACUUGCACGAAACAUGGCAUUGUUUUGGUUCUUUUUCGCAUGCGGAUAUUUUCCGGGCAACCUGUUCACAUACUUCGCAUUCAAAAGUGUGACGGUAAAAAUUGAUGAAUCCACAAGGCACCUCGUCUUAUUCGUGAUGGCCGGAUUCAUAGCUGUAGGAGCUUUUGCGCACCUGUUUCUCAGAGAUGUUCAAGAAAGUAGGAAAAAAUCAAAUGCUGACACGCCUUUGCAAGCAUUGAAAAGGACUUCAAACAUAGCAUUAUCAAGGAAUACAGCUGUGCUUCUUUUAGCUUUUGGAUACGUAGGCUUGAAUAUGUCUUUCAUCUCCGGCAUCUAUGGAUCUUCCAUUGGUUUCACAUUACAGAUUGGAGAGGGUGUUAAGAGACUCGUUCCACUGUCUGGAGUUUUUGCCGGCUGCGGAGAAGUCUCAGGUGGGAUAUUGGGAAGAAUUUUUGGAAAAGUAAAUGUAUUUCGGAUCAAUGUAUUUUUUGUUGCUGCUGUGAUUCUCAACUGUAUCUGUUAUUUGAUGAUAUUUUUAAGUUUACCUGCUGAUGCAAACUUUGGGAACACAUACGAAAAAGCUUUCAUUGAACCACGACCCUGGCUCUUGUUACUGGUGGCUUACUUCCUUGGAGUAGGUGACAGUUUGCUUAACAUUCAGAUGUUGACUUUAGUAGGGUCUCUAUAUCCUCACGAUAGUGCUCCUGCCUUCGGUGUCUUCAAGAUUUCACGAAGUGUCUUCACCGCCGCUAGUUACUACUAUAGCCGCUACUUACCCCUGCCGACUCAACUGCUGAUUUUGACGAUUUUUGGAGUCCUGGGUAUGAUUACAUUCAAUGUAAUGAACGUCACACAUGAACGGAGAAAAUCAGCGGACAAAUGUUGAUGGUUUGAAUUUCUGUCAAGCCCAUUGUAUCUUUAUAGCCAAUUAAAAGCUAAGUCGUCUCAGUUAUGAACAUACAUGGAGCAAAUGUUAUCCUUCAGUUCAUCAAUUAUAUUUUAAUUUGUAAUCGUAUCUUCAAUUAAUAGAGAAAAAAAUCUUCCCUUUCACGAGAA
Messenger RNA from Bemisia tabaci, 1572 nucleotides. RefSeq names its product UNC93-like protein MFSD11. Lineage: Eukaryota; Metazoa; Arthropoda; Insecta; Hemiptera; Aleyrodidae. The record is from RefSeq and is a predicted model, not a curated record.